Molecule: messenger RNA, 1421 nt
Organism: Hordeum vulgare subsp. vulgare (domesticated barley)
Lineage: Eukaryota; Viridiplantae; Streptophyta; Magnoliopsida; Poales; Poaceae
Product: TATA-binding protein-associated factor 2N-like
Exons: 3
Coding region: 226-1260 (344 amino acids)
Cellular component (GO): nucleus; cytoplasm
Molecular function (GO): RNA binding
Source: RefSeq, a predicted model, not a curated record
GGCGCUGAAAAGAAGCCAGAGGGAAAAGGCGCUGAAAAGAAGCCAGAGGGAGAAGGCGCCGAGAAGGAGGGAAAAACCGCUGAGAAGAAGUCCAAGUGUGUCAGUGGCUCUGUCAAGAGGAAGCUGAAGAAGCAAAAGCCUAAGAAGGAAGACUCUAAUGGGGAUGCUCCCAGUGAAACUGCUGAGAAAGAGCAGGAGGCUCCCAUUGAAGAAGAGAAAAUUGAGAUGACCCUUGAAGAAUAUGAAAAGAUGCAAGAAAAGAAGAAGUCUCUGGAGGCCUCAAAACCUGAGGGGAGGAAGGUAGCUGAUCUAGAUUUUGAGGGUCUUAAACUCUUGGAGAAGAAGAAGAUUGAGGAUGAUGCCAAGGCUGAAAAUGGACGCAAGGCAAAGGAGGCAGCUGCAAAGGAAGCCAAGCCUCGCAAGGCUAUGAGCAUCCAGGAGUACCUGAAGAAUGAGGAUGGUUCAGAGUAUGUGCCUCCGACCCCAGUGAGGCGCCCUCAAAAUGGCGGCUUCAGGGGAGGCCGUGGCAACGGUGCUUACAAUGGCCGCAGCAGCCGUGACAGCAGCUCUGAGCGCCGGGUCUACAACUCUGGCCGUGGCGAUAACGCCAUUGUGUUCCACGGCGUUGAGGCCAAUGCCAAAGACAGUGGUGCCCCAAGGAGGGGCGAGGGCUACAAUGGCGAGCGCCGGGACCAGCAGCAGGGUGGCUACUACCAGCAAGGCGGCUACCGGCAAGGAGGGCACAAUGGCGGCAGGGGCAACGGUAGGUACCAGGAACGCCAGGAUGGUGAGCGCCGGGACCAGCAGCAGGGUGGCUACUACCAGGAGCGCAGGGAUGCCUACAAGGGCGACCGCAGGGAGCAAGGUGGGUACAAUGGCGGUGGCCGGGGCAAUGGUGGUUACCAGGAGCGUCGGGAUGCCUACAAUGGUGACCGCGGUCAGCAAGGUGGGUACAAUGGUGGUGGCCGUGGCAAUGGUGGUUACCAGGAGCAAGGCGGGAACAAUGGUGGCCGUGGCCAGGAGCGCCAGGAUGCCUACAAUGGUGAGCGCACUCAGCAAGGCGGGUACAACAAUGGCGUCCAGGGCAAUGGUGUUAACCAGGAGCGCCAGCAGCAAGGCGGGUACAACAAUGGCGGGCGGGGCAACGGUGGAAACCGGCAGUGGCAAGGUCCAGCUCCCAAGAAAACAAAAGAGUUUAAGGGCACCGCGGCCGACUUCCCGGCUCUAGGUGGCGCAUUUCAGGCGCAGUCGCAGGCCUAGAUAGGUCUUUUUCUUCUUUUCUUAUUAGUAUUACGAGGGAGGGAGAGUUUAGAGGAGAAAAAGAGGAGACAGUUUUGUAACGGAGCUACUACGUGUGGUAUCAUGUGCUGCACUGGGUUUAUUAUAAUUUUUGGUGUUAGUAUCUUUGCUUUACCCGUCGA